This is a messenger RNA of Habropoda laboriosa, 2200 nucleotides long. RefSeq names its product CDK5 and ABL1 enzyme substrate 2. The transcript is spliced from 10 exons. Gene Ontology annotation, biological process: regulation of cell cycle. The record is from RefSeq and is a predicted model, not a curated record. NCBI's taxonomy places the organism in Eukaryota, Metazoa, Arthropoda, Insecta, Hymenoptera, Apidae. Bases 345 to 2072 code for a protein of 575 amino acids.
GUCGCAGAAGAAGACUGAGGAUAUCAUUCGGCCGUCAAGAGGAGGAUGGGUUACAGUGUUGCGUAGUAGGAAAGAAGGUUGUUCCAUUGGUAGCAGGAUUUGUUUUUUAAUCUUAUGAGAAGAAACAGUACAAUGACGAGUGACACCGGUUCACGUUACUACGUGUGCUGUGUGAGCACGUCAAUGGAAAAUGUCAGGACUAAGUGUACGAGCGGUGACAAUGAAUUGUGAUCCUAGUAGUUGUCCUCGUUUGAUAAAAGAAUCCUUGUUGGGCGUCCGUUCCUUUCCUGGUCGUUUACGUUGGUACUCGAUAAUAUCGGUUUGUCGACACGGUCAACCGUGGAAUGGCAGCAGCCUUAAAAAAGAAUAAUUCACGUAGAAGGUUGGCCGCGCUAACAUUUCUUUCGAACAUCUCUCUUGAUGGCAGCCACCGCGAUACCAAGUUAGCUGUUCUUUCGCGGAACGGUGUUACUCAUACACGUACCCUCAGCGACAGUCAAGCUCAUCAGGUUGAUGUUCGCCAAACUGAUUUGAACGUUUCUACUGAAGAAGUUCUUGAUGACUGUUCAGAAGAGCAUUUAAUACCUUCAUCUACGAAGCAAACAAGUUCUCCACAAUUAGUGCCAAAGAGUGCUGAACACAAUUCGUUUAGUUCAAAUUCUGAUGGAUUGUUGACUCCUGCAAAGGCAGCAGUGGCUGUAUUCCUAGAACAAGAAAGAAAUUAUCCACAGCUGUCUACUGGAUUUCAUAGUUCAUUCAGAGAACGUACUGGUACAACUGGCAGUGAAUAUUCACUACCUGAAAGGCGAGUUGGUUCUUUACAAUAUAAAAAGCGUAUAACUCAUCAAACAUCAACACUUUCGGAAGAUAUAAAACAUCAAUAUAAUAGUUCCAAUGAGAGUAUUGGUUCUUUACGUUCUAAGCCACAAUCCACAAAAUCAAAAACAAAAACAUCAAACAAUGUGCAAUCUGGUUCUGGAAGUAGUGGCAUAAUACCAGAAGUUACAAGAGAAUUGCGUUUAAUGCAGCAUCCUGUAAAUGGUUACAAAUUUGGAGAUGAUAGACUGGUUUUGGUUUCUAAUAAACGUGUGCCAUUUCUAGUAUUUUCUGCUCUUCCAUAUAAUAAAGGACAGAGAUCUAGUUGGUCUGAAUUGCGUAAAGACACAGGACGAAGAAAAAAUAUUUCUUCACAGAGACCACUAUCAGCAAUUAAUGAUAAUAUUGACCCCUUUGGUUUAUUGGGUGUAGAGCGUGCUAAAGACGGCCAGGAAAUAUCUUAUGGACAAUUGCUUGUUCCAUCUAGGCAGUUUCAGAAGGACAAAAAAUUACAUUUUAAUGAUAAUGAGACCAUAGAACUUAUACCUAACAAGCAUCCUAUAGUUUCAAGGACAAAAACUAUUACAUGGAAUGUGGAUCACUCAAAAUGGUGUUUAUCUUAUGACACAGCUACACAUCGAGCUCAACAUUUAACACCUGAAUCUCCACCGCUAUCUUUUAAUGCUGAUUCCAAAGCUCAUGAUUGGGAUGAGCAAUCAUUACAAUAUAAUCCGAACUUAUUGGAUGAUCCGGAACUCAUAGCUGGAAAACAUAGAACACUGCUUACAUUUACAUCAUAUAUGGCAUCAGUUAUUGAUUAUGUACGACCAUCUGAUUUGAAAAAAGAAUUAAAUGAUAAAUUUAAGGAAAAAUUUCCACAUAUUCAACUUACUUUGAGUAAGUUAAGAAGUUUAAAACGAGAAAUGAGGAAAAUAGCAAAAAUGGAAUAUGGUAUUGAUCUCUUAACAGUAGCAAUGGCUUAUGUAUAUUUUGAGAAACUUAUUCUUCGAAAUGUUGUCACGAAACAAACACGGAAAUUAUGUGCUGGUGCAUGCUUACUUCUUGCAGCAAAAUUAAAUGAUGUUAAGGGUGACGUUCUUAAAUCAUUAAUAGAGAGAAUUGAAAGUGUAUUUCGUCUAAAUCGCAAGGACUUAAUUACAUCUGAAUUUGCUGUUUUGGUGGCCUUAGAGUUUGGUUUACAUCUCCCAACAUGGGAAAUAUUCCCACAUUAUCAAAGAUUAAUAUACGAGUCUUGACCUUCUUUUGCGACGUGUUUUUUACGUAGAGCCAGAACAUUUUCAUCAUAAAAUCGAAAUUUUGGAAACAAUUAUCAAAAGUACAAUGCAUAGAGUUUUUUUUAAUACAAAAAACGUACAAACUUAUA